UUGCGAGUAGAACUAGUCGUGAGGAGAGUACAGAGCUGUUCUUUGCCUGCUGUUUGUUUCAAGCAUUGUAAUUUAGAUUUUCAAACCUUUUAAUUUAUUUGUAUGUAACUGACAUAUUUUUGAACAGUUAAUUUGCUACUCGUGUUGUCGUAAUGCUGUUAUAGUUCCUAUUUUGAUUGGGAUUCACCCCCCCCAGUAGAUGGCACUCUGAAUAUACAAAAAACGUGGGCUUGGUGAUAAAGGUUGACUGCCUUGAAGUGGCAUCCUCUUACACUGCUGAUACUGACCGUUUCCUCCACAAGUCUGCCUGUGGGUUUGGCUUUAAGGAACCAACAAAACGUCCAUUCUGAACAGACCACAUUUCCAGGAACACGUAAAGCCAGAGACGGUUCAAAAAUGUUGUUUUGUUGUUUAUUGUUAAAGAGCCUCUUUGAUAAUACCUGGUGACUGAUCACACCUUAGUAUUUAGUCAGUGUGGUUAAAUGGAGUAUGGGUCACCAGAAUAUGACCUCAGACAGAACAUUACUUCUCCUGAAAUUUCUUCGGACCAGAAAACAUAAAGUGUAGACUUGACUGAUGGAUGCGCAAUAUUUUCUCUCUGUUUAAUGCUAACGUUACAGACUAUAAGCUGAGGUCAUGUCUUUCUUCCUUUGUGCUUUGGUGACAAUUUUGCACACUGUGCUUUUCUACAGCCAGAGAAAAGGAGGAAGUAGAGUGUAAGUGGGGCCCUUUUUGUGAGGGUUUAAAAACCCUGUGGGUCCUUUAGAGUAAUAUUCCAAAACAUGUACAGUAGGCUGUAAGCUGUUCUGAUGCCAGAUUUCAAACAGGAUAGAAAAGAACAAGAUUUUCUGGCUACGUGACUGAAGCGAUGUUUAUGUUGCGUUCCCGGACUCCUUGGAAAAUCCAACUUUCAGAUGUUAAACUCGUGUUCACGCCCCGUCCUACACUCCAGUGGAGCAAUGUUUUGCCUAGAGGUCCCAGUCUUUUGUUCUACCAGCAUGUGGACUCACAUCACAACACGAGCAAUUUUCUAACAACUGCAGAGGAGGGAAAACAAUUGGCUGUAAAAAUGUCCCAAUAAACGUGGGAUCUAUGAAGGUUUCAAAACAUUCUAAACAGGUUUUGCAAAUGUUUUAUGAGACAGGGAAUGCAAUUCAGUGUAUUUGUAAGACCUUGAGAUUGAGCUCAAUACGUGAAAAAUGUUGAAUGUAAACAAAAACAUGUUUGUUUAGGCUACAAUACAAACUCCACCGGGUAUGUUUGCCGUUGGUCGGCAGAAAUACAUAUUACACAUUUAACAACAAAAUACAUUCCUGUUACAUUGCUUUUUGGUAUGACUUCCAUGCUGUACAACACGUAUCAUGCUCUGCCGCAUUUAUUAUUAAUGCAUGUAAAAACUACAAGAUAUGUCUGGGCUACUGCUGGGCAGCACUGAAGUUACAGUUACAACAUUUAGCAGAUACUCUUAUCUGAGACCCCGUACAGUGCUAGUGUUAGUCAAACCAUUAAAUGCACUGUUAGCAUAAUCGAUUUUUUCAACACUAAAGUGUAUCUACAGGGUCAGGUACAAAACAAUUAUAGGAGAAUACAAGUCUGCUGACAUUAAAUUAAAAAUUAUAUUAACAUAAAAUAUAAUACAUAACAAAAUAACAGUCAAAUACAUUUUAAAAUGUAAUUUUUUUUAAAGAUACUCGUUUCCAGUCUCUCUUUUUCCAGACUUUAUUGAUACAAAAAUGAAUACAAUGUAGGAAGAGAACAGGGCAAUAUAUUACACAGGAUUUUUUUUCUCAUGUUGUGACAUCAGGGCCGCGUUCAGCCCCGACAAAUCGAAGCAAAACUUCGCACCCCGUUUUCAGAUUGAACGUGCCCCAGAUUUCGUCUGUAGGACAAUAUAAAAUAGGUCUGUACGUCCGAUAGUCACUGAAGGCACCAUCGGGUUUGUUUUGGUCCUGCGGGGCUGUGUCCGAGCCAACCAAUGAGGGAAGAGAAGGGCCACGGACUUAUCACGUGAUCCCCCACUCCCCGCCCUGCCCUCCCUUCCUGUAAAUCGGCGCGUCGCUCAUACUUGAUUCAUUCCUUGCCAGUGAACGGACCAUCUCGCUACUUGUCUCCGUUACCUGACUUCUGAACAACGCUGCAACGACAUUUCGCAUUUUACCAACGAAUAAUAAAGAAAAAGAAACUAACUACAUUAUUCUGUCCUUCAUAAAUUUACUAAGAGAAAACCAAUUUUAACCGAAUAACCGAAAUAAAUCCUCCUGCGUCAUAAACCAGAGGAUACAGUCGCUCAGGGGGGCCGUUCAGCUCAGAAUAUUUACGUUUUCUUUCUUUUUUUAAAAAAGCAAAACAAAACAAAAUGAAAACCAAAUUUAUCAACGGGGUUUCUUCUUCCCCUUCCAUGUCGCUGGGUCUGCUGGUGACCGAGAACGUCCUGCAGGUCCAGCCCGACACCGAGGAGGACUGUAAGGAGCUGGUCCACCCCGACCAGCCCGACCUGGACACCCAGCGCAAGGCGUAUCUGUGGUGCAGAGAGUUCCUCCAUGGAGCCUGGAAAAGCCUGUCUGAGGACGAUUUCCAUAUCACCAUCAUAAGGGGUGGUCUGAGCAACAAGCUCUUCCUGUGCAGCCUCCCUGACAGCCUGGUCACUGUUGGGGACGAGCCGAGGAGUAUCCUACUGCGCCUCUAUGGGGCCAUCCUGCAGAUGUCCUGUAAUAAAGGAGAUUCCCAACAGUCAAACAAAGAAAAUCACUUCCAAGGGGCGGAGGCCAUGGUGUUGGAGAGUGUGAUGUUUGCUAUCUUGGCAGAGAGGGAGCUGGGACCUAAACUCUACGGUAUUUUCCCUCAGGGCCGACUGGAGCAGUAUGUCCCUAGUCGUAAACUGGACACCUGUGAGUUAAGCGACCCCAGCAUCUCAGCGGAAGUUGCAGAGAAGAUGGCCAAGUUUCAUGGAAUGAGGAUGCCCUUCAACAAGGAACCCAAGUGGCUGUUUGGAACCAUGGACAAGUACUUGAGCCAAGUCAUGAGGCUGAACUUCACCAGAGAGUCCCACCUGCGCCGCUUCAACCGCCUGCUCGGCUACAACCUGCCACAGGAGAUGGAUAUGCUCAAGUCCCUGCUGGAGUCCACACACUCUCCAGUAGUGUUCUGCCACAACGACUGUCAAGAAGGAAACGUCCUGCUGUUGAAGGGCCGCCAGAGUUCAGACAAACAGAAGCUGAUGCUCAUUGACUUUGAGUACAGCAGCUACAAUUACAGGGGAUUCGAUAUUGGCAACCAUUUCUGCGAAUGGAUGUACGACUACAACUGUGAUGAGUUUCCUUUCUUCAAAGUUAAUGUUCAGGCCUACCCUUCAAAGGCCCAGCAGCUCCACUUCAUUGAAAGCUACCUGCGUGAGUCUGACCAAGGGUUUGAUAACCUGAGUGAAGAGGACCAAAUGAAAGUGAAGGAGGAGCUGUACGUGGAGGUGAACAGGUUCUCCCUGGCAUCCCACUUCUUUUGGGGCUUGUGGUCCAUCAUCCAGGCCCGGCUCUCCACCAUUAAGUUUGGAUACCUGGAGUACGCCCUGGCCAGAUUUGAUGCCUACUUCCAGCAGAAGAAGAUCUGGGCUGUCUAAUGGAGUGAAAUGAUUGGAUGGAUUGACAACACGUUCAGCCAAAGGCAGGAGGAGGACAUAUAGGCUGAUGAAGAUUCCACGAUCCGCGCUUUACUUACACUCCUUGCAGUUGUAGAAGAUUUGCUGGCUACUGUUGGUGUUGUGUUGGCCAAAGCCAAAACUUUAUCUCAUGGCUAGGUGCUUAAAGUACACAAUCCAUUGCAGCUCAAAGUUUACACUGCAUAACUCCCUGAGCCAAAAAAAAGAAAAAACAUUGACUUGUACUAACAUUCAUCACUGGUCAGAACUGCUCUCUGCUUCUUCCUUGUUUGAACCAUAUCACUAACACGAGGCAGGAGAGAGGUGGAUUUUGGUUACAGCUAGAUUGGAAAUGUUAACAUUGCAUCAAUGUAUAUGUAUUGAUCAUUCCCUUAUGGAAAUGCUCUGUUGGAAAGAACCAAAAUGUGAACUACUCUUAGUAGAUUCCUGCUUACUGAAGCAGCCAGUUGCUAACUAUGUAUAUUAUAUAUAGAUCUCAAUGUGCCAGUAACCUGGCCCUAACUGAUGGGCCGACUUGUUGGCUGGUGAAAUCAUGACUUGAUCUUCAGGUCAGAUUGAUGUCUACACCUCUAGAUAUUACACAUUUGCUGUUUGUUUGAUUUUCUUUUUUAAAUGGUUAUAUUUGACUUUUUUUUCCAGGCCAGGGCAAAUACAGUUAUGUUGCAUUUUAAGUAAUGUGAAUAGUUGAGGUUCCUUUUUCUGGGUGGCUGGUUAAACUCCACCAAGUCAAAAUCGAAGUCAUCAAACUUCAGGUAGUUCCAUUAUAAUUAGGUCUGGUUCUUUGUGACUUCCUAACUAAUAAUGCAGUUACACUGAUGAGCUGUGAAUUUGCUCAACCUGUUUUUUUACUGACAGAUGUUCGGUGGGUUUAUGGUAUUAUUAUGGAUCACUGUGACAAGUAGAUCCACAUCUUGUUGUGUAGUUUAUGCAUUGGGUAUUAACAUCUGCAUUGUCUGAUUUAGCCAAAAAGACAUUCCAGCCAUGCUCUAAAAACCUGGGGAAUUGUUGCUCUCUAUUGGACACUAGGGAGCUAACUGACCAUCUUGUUGUUUUUUUACUUUUAUAUAUUAUCACUGCAUUGAAGAAAGCAUCACACAGUACACAUGGCAAUGGUUCCAUAUUGUGGUAAUGGAUUCUUUGGUGAUGUCACUGGUUUUUUGGUGCAAGUGCCUACUGCCAAGUUGCCUCAUCAUACUGCACAGCUGAAUUUUGCAUAGAUUACUUAUUUAAUUAAAUUGUAGCUGGACAGCUGUACAGUAAUUUUGAUAAAGGGGUAUUUAGUAAAAUAUGGCUUGAACAAGACCUUUCUGCUACUGAGAGCUGAGUCAUUGGUGUUAAUCACCUUGUCAAACCCACACACACACUGGCCACAUAUUAUGGCCAUUGUCUGCUCUAGCGUGGUGAAAGUCUUACUUAAUGCACUUUUAACAAAGGAAUUCAGCACUGGAACAGUGAAGCACUGUGCCCUGUGUGCAUCAGGCUUACCUCAUAGGUUCAGCUUUUAGGCUUUCUGCUAUGCAGUGGGAUAAUUGUUUAAAAUAAGAGAUGGUCAGAGUGAUUACUAUGACUAAUUUGUCCUGCUGUCUCUCAUCCAAACAUCCUGAGACAUGCUCAAUUCUACCUCACUCCAUCAAGUCAUUGUAAGUGCACCAAACACUCAAGAACUAUGCUAUUGUACACAGAGACACAUAUUCGUCAUAUGCUGCCAAGACAGCCUUCACUUUAAAUGAGACCUGGAUAUUUAAACUUUUUGUUUAUUUUCACCCCUCUCAUUUUGGUCAAAAGUUUGUUGGCAUGAUUAGCAUUCCUCCUUCCACUCUAAUUGAUACAAGUGACCACAAGCUAGCUUUUCAGCUCACCGCUAGUGUAGCGGUGCCUAUUAGACUUGCUAUAACAAUUACAGCAAAGCUUUCCAUACUAGAAAUCAUUUUCAAUUUUUUUUUUCCCCCCCAUCAUGUUUGCCAUAUUGGAAGGGUGCAGUACCCAGUGAAGAACAGACUAAACUUAACCUUUCGCUAAGCCCAACCCCUCAUUUAGUGUUGCUACCCCUUUCAAGCUUUUCAUUUAUUUUUUUUGUAUUUUUUUUUUAAACAAUGGGUCCUUAAUGUCAGACAGUGGUAGAUGAUGGUAAUGACAACUGUCACUAGCAGAUUUUAUCAGCUGUGGCUAGCUAGUUAAGCUAACGUAAGCGCCAUGAGUUCUUUGAAAAUGAUGUCUCCGGCUGUCUUUUUAAUGUUUCCAAUUAACUUGUUUAAUACAAGAACUCCUGAAAAAAGGGGUCUUAAAUAUGCACUUGAUGACUACAUACAUGAUAUCACCAUACUACAUACAUGAUAUGAAUCUAAAGCCAAAUACCCCAGGCAAAAAGUCAGCAUCUUCACAAGUUAAUGAUCCAUGUAUAAGAAGAAAUAAAUGAGCAGCAUUGUUAUUGUAUUGCAGAGUUGAGCCAGUUAGUCCUAGUAUUGUAAGUAUGAUAGUAUGAAGUAAAAAUAUAAGAUAAGUUUUUCUUUCUAACAUUAAUUUGUUUGGCUGCUUAUCUUAUAUAUUUGUUCGUAUUUUCAAACAGUAUAACUUUUAAUGUUAAGAAAGAAAAUGAUGAUGUGUUUGGCAAAUGCAACGCUUCAUUUGGUAAUGGGACAUGGAGUUGGGAGUGUUGCUUCCCCAAAUCCAACAAGAGCAGGACAGAGCCGCUAACGCAAAACUCUGAUAGCAUCCAAGAUCAGCUUCCGAACAGUGGGGAAAUACUACACAGUUGAUGUGCUAGUUGUGAAGUAUUCUUUUUUUAUGUAACCCCACAAGCUAAUGUAUUUAGCUAAUGAUAUGCUCUAUUGCCUUGGAAGUAAGGCUUCGUUACCAGUGUAAGUUAGGUAGUAAGCUAGUUAGCUGGACAUGCUAACAAUUGCUGUUUAGACAGUGACACUGUUUAAUGCAUUCCUAACACUUUUGCUCUUGUAUUUCUGGUUUUGAAAAGACUAAAAGAAAAAAAUGUUUUUUUAAAUGCUGAGUAUCACUCUUAGUACAACCUCAUGCAGAAUAUGUGGAGAAAUCCAAAGCUCGACGGGCCUGCUAUGCCGAGUUACAAUACUGCUUGGAAACACUUUAUUUGAUCCUUGUUUGCCACAAAAUGUAUAAUUCAUAGUUACUGUGGAAAGAUACAUGAAGAAAUGUAGCUUAAAAACACACCUUUAACUGUACUGUGUGACUGUGCUGCUACAAAUGAAAGCUGUGCAGCCACCAUAAAGGCUGAUGUGCAUUUCCAUGUUCAUUCCUGUUAAGCUGUAGCUGAUUUAUACAUCCCUGUUUACCUGUGAGCUAAGUCGAAGCCACCAAAUUGAAUAUGUGACUAUUGUGAAGUGUACAGAAGGUAUUACCUCAUACUUCUUGUGAGAAUAGCUACACAGUGAUAUACAGUGAACACAUAGCUGAACUGGAUCAUAAAACUAAACUGACCCCUACACCAGUCACCUGAUACUGGAACCAUCCAGAGGUGUUUGAAUGUCUACUGUGGCACUUUUGAUCUGAGGACCCGAGAAAGAAAAACAAUGUAUGUACUUGUGUAUUUUCAUGUUUAAACAUUUGCAUGUUGUUGAACUGUGACUCUAAGUUGUUGAAAUGUUAGUUUUAUUUUACAUGAAAGUGAAUUUCAUUGUUAUAUUUCCUUUGGAAUGUGCUUAAUGUAUAGUUUUAAAUUUAUUUUGAGAUACAAUGGGACUAGGGAUGCACCAGCAUAAUGUGCAGUGGAUUAUACUGAAUAAAAUUUAAAAGGUUACUGGUACAUCCUUCCUGAGGCAGUAGUAUUUACUUUAGCACAUAUUCUUUCUUUCAAUACCAUUCAGUGGCUCUUCUACCUAACCUGAAUUUGUAUUAAUUUUGUCUUUCAUUUUUGAAAUGCAUCAUUUGCCCUGACCUUUCACUACAUGCUUUUUCUAUCUCAAUUCUUAUGUCCUUUUCCAUGAUUUUUUUAUAUUUGUUAUAGAAAAAAUGGACACCGGGAUCUGUAACUACAGUACAUUCCAUAAUUAUUUCACCUUCAGUAUCAUGUACACUAAACACUAAAAUUUUGAUUUAAUUGGUUCUUCCAAUAAAAUUGUAAUUUGUUCCCAGUAGUGAACUAACAAACACCCUCACAUCUGUUUAUACUUGUAAUUUCAUGUUUGUAAUAAUCACUAACUAAAAUAUAGAGGGUCAUGCUAAAAUCCAAAUUAUCCAAAUAUAAAGAAUGACAAACUUAUCAUUCUUGAUACUGUACAUUGUGUUAAUGUAAUUCACUUAUUUUUUUUGUUAAAAAACACAUUGUGCUCUGUGAUAGCACCCACAACUACACUAUCAUGUGACUCACAGUGAUAAUAUUUGCUAUCUAUGCAGCUACACUGAAUGUAUAUGUACUCAUAUAUACUUUGUAAUUGAAAAGGUUUCGAGUGAACUGCUGUAAAUUUACUUUUUUGCUUUGCACAAAUGAAAAUUAAAGAGAAAACAACUGA
Molecule: messenger RNA, 8133 nt
Organism: Siniperca chuatsi (mandarin fish)
Lineage: Eukaryota; Metazoa; Chordata; Actinopteri; Centrarchiformes; Sinipercidae
Gene: chka
Product: choline kinase alpha
Exons: 12
Coding region: 2357-3613 (418 amino acids)
Biological process (GO): phosphatidylethanolamine biosynthetic process; CDP-choline pathway
Cellular component (GO): cytoplasm
Molecular function (GO): choline kinase activity; ethanolamine kinase activity
Source: RefSeq, a predicted model, not a curated record